Messenger RNA from Papilio machaon (common yellow swallowtail), 1882 nucleotides. Its product is annotated as zinc finger protein 641. Gene Ontology annotation, molecular function: RNA polymerase II cis-regulatory region sequence-specific DNA binding; DNA-binding transcription factor activity, RNA polymerase II-specific. Gene Ontology annotation, cellular component: nucleus. The record is from RefSeq and is a predicted model, not a curated record. The transcript is spliced from 9 exons. The coding region runs from base 75 to 1487 and encodes 470 amino acids. Lineage: Eukaryota; Metazoa; Arthropoda; Insecta; Lepidoptera; Papilionidae. Gene Ontology annotation, biological process: regulation of transcription by RNA polymerase II.
CUUAUUUCAUCGAAGACGAAUAAUUAAAACGCUAUGAAAAUUGCCAAUCCAUCGGGAGAGAGAUUCGCGGAGGUAUGAACUUCGCGCAGUUCACGGGCCAUAUCCCGGCGGGCGCGGCCAUCCCGACCAUCCAGCAGUUCGCGGCCAAGUUUGGUUACGAAGGUGGUGGCGGCGGCGGCGGUGGCGUGGUGCAGGAGACGCGCUACGCGUCGGCCGGGGGCUCCGGCGCGCAGUUCGUGGCACCCGGUGCCCUGCCCGCCGACGUUAAGUUCCGUCAGGCUGAGAGCGUGGUGGUGGUCAGCUCAGCGCAACCCGGCACUGUCGCCUUGACCGGCCUCACGCCCCUGCACACUGGUGUGAAGUACCAGACGAUAUCGUCGUCUUCGGUGAACGUGGGAGGCGUGGCUUACGCGGGGGCGAGCGCCGGCGCCGGGGCUGGCUACGUGCAGACCGACACCGUGCACCAGCUGAAGGCCGAGCAGCGCAUCGACAAGCGCGAGUACCGGGAAGAGCUGCACCAUGACCUCAUGGCCACCAUGAUGCAGCAGCAAGGCGGGGGCGCGCUGCAGGCGGGCACGCAGCAGCUGGUGGUGGUGCUACACGAGCCGAAGGAGGCGGCGGCCUUCGCGCGUGCGAUUAAGCAGGAGGGCCGCCUCGAUCGCAACGCACCACCCGCUGAAUUCAUCAGUAUCGGUGACGUGACGGACACGUCGACGUGGCAGACUCUGGGCGGCGGAGUGGCGGACUACCUGUCGGCGUUGCCGCUGCCACUGCAUCACCUGCUCAAGUACUCGGCGCCCGACAAGCGCGAAGAUCAGCCGGCCAUAAUCACGGCCGUCGCCACUAACGCACUGCCCAACAUACCCUCACUCACUCCGGUGGCGACAAACACAGUCAACAGCGUGGUGGUACAGACUGCCAUUGUCAAUCAGAACGUGACAUCAAAUACAACCACUAUCACCAUAUCGAAGAAGAAAAAGAAGAAGAAGACGUUAAAGGAGAAAAAGCCGCGGCCUAAACCUGGAGAGAUACGACUGACCACUGCUUUAGACGGCAGUACGCUGUACUGUUGCCCCGAGUGCCACAUGGCGUACCCUGAGAGAGGGUUGUUGGAACAACACUUAGUGGGACACACUAUGGAGAGGAGGUUCAUAUGCGACAUAUGCAACGCGGCGCUGAAGCGCAAGGACCACCUGACACGACACAAGCAGUCACACAACCCGGAGCGGCCGCACGUCUGCUCUGUCUGUAUGAAGGCGUUCAAGCGCAAGGAGCAGCUCACAUUGCACUUCGUCAUACACUCCGGCGAGAAGCGGCACAUAUGCAACGAAUGCGGGAAAGGUUUUUACCGCAAAGACCACCUCCGCAAGCACACGCGGUCGCACAUCGCGCGUCGCGUGAAGGCCGAACUGUCGCAGCAGUCGGGAGGCGCGCCUUUGUCGCAGCCCGCCGCACCCGCGCCUGCGCCGGUCGCCGCGCCUUCCUGACCCGACGACAAGAACGACCUGCUCACACUCAUACAAGCCGCCAAGGACGUCUUCUGACAGUAGAAACAUUUCCCGCCAAAACCAAGAUGAUGACACUUGACGACUACCAUAGUUAUUUUUGUUUUUUAUAGAUCCCAUAGCCUAUUGAUGAUGGAUGAUCAGAAAUAUUUCAUGUUUCUGUCCACUGAUCUCAAAAUGGACAGGCGAUUGCUUGGAAAUGACAGUUCAUGAUACGUGACAUUUAAAUUUAUCUAUUUUACUAGUUCAAAUCCACACCACCCCUAUAAAACGCUACCAUCAGCGCUAAAAUUGCGAAAUCAAGAAGGCACAAAAUACUACGUCUUAUAGCAAGUCCAUUUAUAAAGGUCAUUGUUCCUGUCACAUCAAUGACUAUA